GUCCCCGUCAGCAUCUCAGCCGUGUCACCCGCUGCCGCUCUAGAGGGACAGCCAGCGCGGUUCACUGUCCUUAGGAGCAGGCAAUGGAACACCAGCGUGCUCCCGGGGGCUGAGAGGAAGGGACGGCAGUUCCCAGAGCGCAGGGAGCCGCACAUCCCGGCGUGCCCCGGCCCCGCACGCCGCGGAAGAGAGCAGCAUGCCGGGAGCCGUAGUCCGCCCUCGCCUCCGGCCCGGCGCCGCUCGCAAGCCCGAGCCUCUGCAUCCCCCGGCCGGCUGAUCCUCCUGCCCCCGGAUGGAGGGAUCGGAGGAGCUGGAAAACAGCCUCCUGACCCAGCCCUGGGCUUCUGUUUGCUUUGGCGAGUCCACUUUUCUUGCCAAAGUGUGCUUCAGGGAUACUGGCUAUAUCCUGCUGAUCUCUGACCUCACCAGUGUCUGGUACGAGAGUGCAGAUGCCGAGGCUGUGGGACAAAGGUCCAAGUGCUGUGCUGUGCCCCCUAACCUUGCCUUUUCCCAGGAGCUGAACAAGCGGCUGACAGUCCACGUGUCCUCCUUCCUGAACCACUUGUGCAACUUGAUGUGCCCCUUGCUGGCAGGGCAGCCAGGUGCCACCACUGCCUUCUCCUGCCACCGCUCUCCCAGUGGCCUCAGGCUGCAUGUGAAAAGCGAGCUGUCAGGACUGCCCUUCUGCUGGGACUUCCACUGCUGCCCGGCUCCCUUGGACAUGGUGUCCCGUCACCUCGUGCGGCCCCUGAUUCAGAUGAACCUGGCGCUGCAGUGCCAGGUGCAAGAGCUGAUUUCCCUGCUGCUGCAGAAGGAUGCUGAGAUUGAAGAUUACAGAGAGAGCGGGGCCACUCUCAGCAGAGACCGCCUGCGGACAGAGCCCUUCCGGGAGGAGAUGUUUCAGCAGAACUUCAUGGCCGAGACCCUGCCCCGGAUCUGCAGUGCAGGAGAAGGGCAGGCGUUUGCCUCUGCUCUGCAGCAGCUCUACACUGCAGUGACACAGCAGGAGGUCAAGCAGGCUCGGAAACGGCAUUGCUCUGAGGAUGAUGUGGAUACAGCACCCACUGCAGAGACCAUAAAGCACCCCCAUUCACCUGCUGCAUCCCAGGAGGAUGAAACGACAUCUUCCAGUGAGAGAACCUCGCCAGCCUCCUCCCCAUCUCAGAAGCCCCGGCUACCUGCAGCCAAGGCCAAGCCAAAGAAGGCAAAAGGGCUCUUCAGCUGAAGCACUGCUGCCAACCCUGCUGAGGUCUCUGCUUCCCCCAGCAUCCAAGAGAGGCAGUGAAGAGAACCCAUUCAUCAGCUGCUCAUCUCUGCAUCUCCUCAUGGACCCUGCCCAGGUCAUGGUCCUCUCCCAAGAUGUCUCCAGCU
Messenger RNA from Haemorhous mexicanus (house finch), 1371 nucleotides. It is a transcript of the gene NHEJ1, whose product is annotated as non-homologous end joining factor 1. The transcript is spliced from 8 exons. Gene Ontology annotation, biological process: double-strand break repair via nonhomologous end joining. NCBI's taxonomy places the organism in Eukaryota, Metazoa, Chordata, Aves, Passeriformes, Fringillidae. The record is from RefSeq and is a predicted model, not a curated record. Gene Ontology annotation, cellular component: nucleus; DNA ligase IV complex. Gene Ontology annotation, molecular function: DNA end binding. Bases 293 to 1225 code for a protein of 310 amino acids.